Molecule: messenger RNA, 648 nt
Organism: Cimex lectularius (bed bug)
Lineage: Eukaryota; Metazoa; Arthropoda; Insecta; Hemiptera; Cimicidae
Exons: 3
Coding region: 197-526 (109 amino acids)
Source: RefSeq, a predicted model, not a curated record
CAUAUCGUGAGUAGCUAUGACAACAUUGCAGCCUCGCCCUCUCUUUCAACAAGGACUCGGAACCUAGGUCAAAAAUUAUAAACGACCCGUUUGAAAUGUCAUUCCAAUCCUAGGCAUUGACGACAUAAAUAAUUUGGAGGGUAUUGGGACGCGUUGAUUUUUCCACCUGGGCCACAGCCGUGGUGUUGGUUUUGCUAUGUUAAAAUUUGCUGCCGGUUAUGAGUUGAUAUUGUUAUGGAUGUGCAUACCUUAUUGCAUUUCUAUGCCGGCCAUCAACGAUCAGUCCGUUAAAGGAUAUUUAACAGAGAGGACCUGCUGGUGGAAUGAGAUCUGCAAGGAAGAAUUUCAGAACCAGUUCAAGUGCAAGUGUCCGAUGUGGUCGUUCUGCAGGAGCGAAGGGCGGUACUACAGCGCUUAUUGUUCGAUGACGAAUACCGGGUACAUCUGGACUCAGCCGGAGCGUACGUGGACACCCCCUAUCCAGACGAGAUCACUUCCUAUAACUAGAACAAUCGACGCGACGUAAAUCGUCACGUUGUAAUUAACUGUUUUACCUGUUGUUAAAUCGUUAACUUCUCCAGAGACGUCGGAGGGGAAUAGAUGAAAACUAUCAACAUAUUUUAUUGAAAUAUACAAUCAAUAAAUUUA